AUGAUGAUGGGCUCGCUGCUGCUGGGCGAGGCGGCGGCUGCGGCGGGGCCGGAGGGCGGGGCGUCCCCGGCGGCGACGGCGGCGCUGCGCAACGACCUGGGCUCCAACAUCCACCUGCUGAAGGGGCUGAACGUGCGCUUCCGCUGCUUCCUGGCCAAGGUGCACGAGCUCGAGCGCCGCAACCGCCUCCUCGAGAAGCAGCUGCAGGCCGCGACGCUGGGCGAGCGCCGCCCCCGGUACCGCCGCCUGCCCCGCCACCAGGCCACGCAGACCGACGGGCCCCCGCCGCAGCCCCCGCCGCCGACGGCCCAGCAGCCCCGCGGCAGCCGCCUGCCCGGCACCAUCUGGAGCUACACGCAGGUGCGGCGCACGGGCGGCGGCGGCCUGGAGACCCUGCAGGGGCCCGGCGUCUCCUGGGUCCACCCCGACGGCGUCGGCGUCCAGAUCGACACCAUCACGCCCGAGAUCCGCGCCCUCUACAACGUCCUGGCCAAAGUCAAGCGCGAGAGGGACGACUACCGGCGCAGAUGGGAAGAAGAACUGGCAAAACGAAUUAAUUUGGAAUCGGUGAUAGAGACGCUCCAAGAGGAAGCGCAAGAAGCUGAAGUGCUCCAGGAAGAGUUGAAUGAGAAGAUCGAGAGGCUGAAAGCUGAGCUGGUUGUCUUCAAGGGUCUUAUGAGUGACCCUAUGACAGACCUGGACACAAAGAUCCAAGAAAAAGCCAUGAAGGUGGACAUGGACAUCUGCCGAAGAAUCGAUAUCACAGCCAAGCUGUGUGAUGUAGCCCAGCAGCGCAACUCUGAAGAUGUUUCCAAGAUCUUCCAGGUGGCUUCAAAAAAGAAAGAGCGGAAACUGACGUUGGAGGAGGACCACUCUGAGCAGGACACAGACAACGGCCGGUUCUCAGACGACGAAGUCGGUUGUUCCCUGAACAUCACGGAUGAAAUGAAGAGGAUGUUCAAUCAGCUGCGUGAAACCUUUGAUUUUGAUGAUGACUGCGACAGCUUGACAUGGGAGGAGAAUGAGGACACGUUGCUUCUCUGGGAAGACUUCACCAACUGUAACCCCUCAGUUGAGCUCCAGGGAGAGCAGGAGGAGAACCUGGGCAGCCUGAUCCACGAAACGGAGUCUUUCUUCAAAACAAGAGACAAAGAAUAUCAGGAAACGAUCGGGCAGAUUGAGCUGGAGCUGGCAACGGCCAAGAGUGACAUGAAUCGCCACCUCCACGAGUACAUGGAAAUGUGCAGCAUGAAGCGGGGCCUGGAUGUGCAGAUGGAGACCUGCCGCCGGCUCAUCAAAGGUUCCGCAGAAAGGAACUCUCCUUCGCCCAGCUCCUUAGCCAGCAGCGACUCAGGAAACACAGAUGAGAUUCAAGAUGAGUUCGACAGAGAAGCCGAUGUAGAGCCGAUGGUCAGCUGAUGAACAACC
Messenger RNA from Euleptes europaea (tarantolino), 1428 nucleotides. It is a transcript of the gene IFFO2, whose product is annotated as intermediate filament family orphan 2. The record is from RefSeq and is a predicted model, not a curated record. NCBI's taxonomy places the organism in Eukaryota, Metazoa, Chordata, Lepidosauria, Squamata, Sphaerodactylidae. The transcript is spliced from 9 exons. The coding region runs from base 1 to 1419 and encodes 472 amino acids.